AGGUUGAAUCUAUUGCCCCGAUUUCCUGUCACAUGAUCUGAAAUAGGAUCCCUACUUUCUUUGCUAUCUUCUGUGUGUCUGGGGGCAGCGCUGAUCUGCCAGAAGUUCAGACGCUUUUAACGCGACGCUCGUCUACGUUACAUUACAUUCAACUCUCCACUGCUUCAGACUGCACUGAGAACAGCUCACCUGCGAGAAAAGAAGAAGAGAGGACAACCGAAGUCAAGACAAGAGAAGGAGAUCUCCUACAGAACACUACAGAAGAGAGAGAUGGAUCCUUGGAGAAUCGCAGCUUUGCUCCUCGCCUGUCUCACCGCGUCAACUUCUUACGAGUUGGAUACGGAGUGCUAUACAGCAAACGGAGAGGACUACAGAGGUCGACAGAACCAGACCAGUCUGCAGGGAGGAAAGCCUUGUCUCUUUUGGAACGAGACUGCCCAUCAUUCUUACAAUACCCAAAAAUAUCCUAAUGGAGAAGGGGGUCUUGGGCCACACAACUUCUGCCGGAACCCAGAUGGAGAUGUUCGUCCGUGGUGUUACAUCUCAGAUCACGAAGAUGGACUCGACUGGAAAUACUGUGAUAUCCCUACCUGUCAGAUGCCUGGUAAUCUGGGAUGUUUUAAGGACAACGGCGAUCCGACACCGUUAUCUGGAGGCUACCAGACCUCCACUGCACUCACAAUUCAAAGCUGCAUCAGUUUCUGUCGCAACCAAAGAUUCAAGCUUGCCGGUAUGGAAUCAGGCUAUGCUUGUUUCUGUGGUAACGACCUUGAUUAUCAUCGUCACGGUGAAGCACCGAGCACAGAGUGUAACCAUGUGUGUUUCGGAGACCACACCCAGCCCUGUGGAGGAGAUGGUCGUGUCAUAGUUUUUGACACAAAAGUAGGAGCAUGUGGAGGAAAUUACUCUGCGUCCUCUGGAGUGAUCUACUCCCCCGACUUCCCAGACAAAUACCGAGCUGGCAGGGUCUGCUACUGGACCAUUCAGGUUCCUGGCGCAUCCGUCAUUCUGUUCAAUUUCACCUUUUUUAAAAUUGUGGAUCAGACGGAUAUGGUGGAACUACUGGAUGGUUAUUCCAAUCAGGUGGUGGCGCGAUUCGACAGGCGCAAUCCACCACGGGACGUCGUGAACGUCACUGGAGACUUCGUCAUUGUGUACUUUUACUCGGACAGGACGAAUGAAGCGCAAGGCUUUUCGGUUCUUUAUCAUGCUUUGAGAAAUCAAGGAGUCAGUCCAACUAAAGAGGAUGAGGAUGGUGACGAAGGACACAGCACAGUGAGGCCAAAUACAGGAAGCACCACAGCAAAAUCCAAUACCAGUCAAAGCGGAAAAUCCUCCCUCCUCUACUAUGUAAUCACAUCAAGUCCUGCAAACAUGCCAGGUCAGUGGCAUGGAUCGGGUCGGACCACGGGCCACAGCACCAUGUGGACCAUCUACGCAUUAGCUGCCCUGCUAACGCUAACAGUCGUAGCCAUGGUAGCAAAGCUGCUUCUGCAUCUGACUGUAAAAUCACCGUCCAUUCCCUCAAUCAGCGGUUCGGAUUCGUGCGCCCAAAGCACCACGUCUGAACCUUGGAUCAUCUUCUACAGACCUUCGACCAUCUCUCUGUUUAAAAAGAAACUCAAGAAUCAUCACGGAGACCUCAGUCCUCUUGUGGGAAACUAAUCUUGAUGCCUCCGACCUCUACGGCUGCUACUUACUAGCCCCACGUAAUGAAUGCACACACUGUACGCAAAUUGGGCUAUGAAACGGGAACAUACCGCUCCCCAAUUAACUUAAAAUAACCAUCGCAAGUCGAUUGUUGGGACCACGUACAUGCGGCCAAAAUGAAUGGACUGAGCUUGAUGCCGAUGCGUUGAAUCUCAAUUUGCAUCUCGACCAAUCAUGAACUGCGUGACAGGUGCACAAAUAAACAGAUUGAUUUGAUUUGCAAAGGAACGAGAUGUUUUUUCGCCAUGGCAGAGCAACAAAUCUUUUCGGGGUGGUUUUUCGGGCUGAGACACUAAAAGACAAAACCACUGUGCCCAACCAGACCCUCUGGAGGAGAGAUUCGGAGAUCCCUUUCCAUCCCUCUACGAUCGCCUCAUAGGUCACUUCUUGUUGGGGAGUACAGAACUCUUUUUUUUUUUACCAGGGUAAUAGAACUGCCUGUACAGGUAAAGGAUUGAUGUCACAAAAUGUAUCGGACAUUCAGGAUUGAAAUCACCAGGAAAAAAAAUCUUGAUAGUGUUGGACUGCAGCUGAGCGCCAAAGCCUGCAUUUGCUACAAGAUGGCCCUCUCCGACUGUCUUUUGUUAUAUUUGGUCUGUUGAUCGUUCUGCCUUUAAGUGCCUUCAGGACUGAGAAAAGCCUUUUUUUCUUGUACGUUGUCACAAUGUCUGGAUGAUGUAAACAAGCGUUGAUCUUCCAGAGCUUUGAAUUGCAAAUAAGAAUAAGCACUGGGUAAAUGUAGUCAUGUGGGUGUCAUUGGGCCGUAUUGUUUGUCGCGUUAAGCAAGGGACGCAUUGUGAACUUUGUGUAAUUCUGUGUGGGACCGAUCAAACACCAUUUGGUUUUCCCCCAAUUCUUUCAAAACUAUUUGCUCUUUCUCCCCGUUUACCUCAGAUGUUGAAACACUUCUGCAGUUGGCCAAAUCCAUGCAGAUCACGCUAAACUUCCAGGUGCGAGGAGUGAGGUCAUUCCUUCAAGGAAACAUGGGAAUUUUGUUUGAAGCACCUGCAAAACUAUUAGUCAGAAGAUUACAGAAGAAUCAUUUUGUACUCAAUGUGCUCAUGUUACUGUACAUUUUAGAGAUAGGGUCAUUUUAAUGUUCGCUGGAGUACAUUUGGUAACUAAACAGACAGAAAAUGGGCCAUCAGCUUUAAAUAAUUUGUGGGUCAUUAUUACCGCACUUGCCGACUAAACAAUUUAAAGGGCCAGUGCACUCAAAAUCAAAAAUUGGUCAUUAUGUUGUUUCGAAGAUGCAUACUUUUUUAAAUCUAGUACACAGCCUUUUUCCAUGCAAUGCCAUUCCUGUCAAUAACCAAAAUGUCUUUUCCAUCGAAAAUUUACACUAUUUGAAACAACAGUAGGGAUAGUCAUUUUAUUUUGGGUUGAAAUAUUCCUAAAGUCUCUACAUUAUGCACUUUAACUUAUUACUGAAGUACUUAUCUUGUGUAAUGUUUUAUGAACAACCAAAAGCAUUUGUACUCAAAAUAUUUUAUUUCAACAUACCCCUUCAUCAAAGCAAAUUGUGAAAUACUGUUUAACGAUCUGUAGUAAGACCUCAGUUGAGCAAGCCACCCACCCAACGUGUCAAGUUCCUGUUCUUCCUCAGUCCAAAUGUGUUUGGCUGACCUGAUGCUGUAUUUGGGUUGCGUUCUCAUAUGCACUCUGUGUUAAUUACCGCUUAAAUACUUCAUAACCAAAGUUCUGCCCAUGCAUAAUAAAGUGUCACCCUUCACAGAUGAGAGAGAGAGAGGCUGUCAAAUCACAGAGAGAGACAAAUCCAAAGUGACAUUAAACUUCAAACAAGUUCAUUUAUGUCUGGAAAGACCGGUGAAUAAUACAGAAUCCAUGCAGGCAUCCUAAAAUACAGCGAGGCCUGAAUGCACUUUUAGCAGUGGAAAAAAAGUGUCACAUUUUUCUGUGGUUUAUUAAAACGUCAUUGGGCUUUCCUUCGGAGAAACCACGAUAGGUUUUUGGGGAGAGAAUACUUCCAGGGAUAAUGAAAAGAUGUUUUCAUGGAAUUGUAAAUAAAAUAGUGAGAAUUUUAAUUUAUACCAUAAAUUAUUGUUACUUUGGAAGUAAAAUGGGAUAUAUUCUAUCUUUUGUAUAAGUACCUUUGUAGUUUUUAUUUAAUGUGUCCUGAGUGCAAAAAUAAAUAUGCAUGUUUCUAA
Molecule: messenger RNA, 3878 nt
Organism: Paramisgurnus dabryanus
Lineage: Eukaryota; Metazoa; Chordata; Actinopteri; Cypriniformes; Cobitidae
Gene: kremen1
Product: kringle containing transmembrane protein 1
Biological process (GO): multicellular organism development
Cellular component (GO): plasma membrane
Source: RefSeq, a predicted model, not a curated record